AUGGUGCACGAUACCGAACCAAGUCUGCAAUGGAAAUUCCACUCCACGCCUGUGCUAGACGUCAAGGCGGCAACGGACAAAAUCAGGAAGGGUGAGUCAAGUCACACCUUCCAAGGUGGAGAGUUAGGGCUUGUUUCUCGCUAUGACGCUGUUCAAGUGGCAAGCAACAGCCCUAUCGAGGACGUCGCGGUUUCAUCCAAGGUUGACGUCGGAAAUGGGCAAACCUGGCAUGCCUGGGCCAUUUACGAUGGACACAGUGGUCGUCAAACAGCUGCAGUCCUGGCACAUAGUCUGAUCCCUUAUGUGGAACGUUCGUUGCAAGCACAUUUCAAAUCACCGUCGCCUAGUGGGGACAUCGAUAGUGCAAUUAUCGCUGCAUUCACAUCACUAGAUGACGAAAUAAUCGCAGACGGCGUCGCUGCAUUGGGCACUGCCAAAAGCCAUGCUGAAGUACAGGCGCGUGUAGCGCCAAGUUAUGCUGGCUCCUGUGCCCUCCUGGUGCUGUAUGACCCUGUGCAGUCGGUGAUCUAUGUUGCCAAUGCCGGAGACUCGCGUGCAGUGCUGGGCAGUCGCACUUCUGCAAACGACAAACUUGAAUCUGUUGCAUUAUCAACGGAUCACACUCCGUACAACGCCGCGGAGGCCGAGCGGAUCAAGGGUUUGCAUCCUGACGAACCCAAUUUGAUCACCAAACGAGAUGGGGAUGUUUCAAGUGAGGAUGCCGUCUACGGCGUAGGCAAAUGGCUUGAAUCGGUGAAAACCGGUACUCUGGCAGCCAUUGGUAGCGGAAAUGCCGUUUCAGUCGGCGGUGGUCCAGCAGUUGACGAGCACGCAGAAAGGAUCUCGUUCUGGGAGUAUUGGAAGACAAAGUCUGAGUGGUUUGUUUAUGAAGACGACAACGCUGCCACGCAUUUGGUGAAAAACGCCUUUGGUGGUCGCCAGCGACAGCUUUUUACUGGUGUUAUGACUGUCGACACGCCGGUCAGCAAGACCAUGCGAGACGACGUGACUGUCCAGGUCGUGUUUUUCGGGGAGAUAUGA
Talaromyces atroroseus is the source of this 1041-nucleotide messenger RNA. RefSeq lists its product as hypothetical. Gene Ontology annotation, molecular function: protein serine/threonine phosphatase activity. Gene Ontology annotation, biological process: protein dephosphorylation. NCBI's taxonomy places the organism in Eukaryota, Fungi, Ascomycota, Eurotiomycetes, Eurotiales, Trichocomaceae. The transcript is spliced from 3 exons. The record is from RefSeq and is a predicted model, not a curated record. The coding region runs from base 1 to 1041 and encodes 346 amino acids.